Sphaeramia orbicularis (orbiculate cardinalfish) is the source of this 6650-nucleotide messenger RNA. RefSeq names its product formin homology 2 domain containing 3a (gene fhod3a). The record is from RefSeq and is a predicted model, not a curated record. NCBI's taxonomy places the organism in Eukaryota, Metazoa, Chordata, Actinopteri, Kurtiformes, Apogonidae. The transcript is spliced from 29 exons. Gene Ontology annotation, biological process: cardiac myofibril assembly; sarcomere organization; cortical actin cytoskeleton organization. Bases 410 to 5302 code for a protein of 1630 amino acids. Gene Ontology annotation, molecular function: actin filament binding. Gene Ontology annotation, cellular component: cytoplasm; cytoskeleton.
UCAGACAGACAGCAGAGCGGCUGUCCCAAGCUGCGCUGAUCCCUCACUCUCCGGCUCCAAGCUGGAGUCCUCCUGCUGCCACCUGCCUCUGCCACAAUAACAGCCCAAAGCUCCGGCCGAGCCAAAGCACAGCAAAGGAGGCGAGGACACACACCGACCCGGUUCUUGUGCCAUCUCUCUCGGCAUCUACCGAACCCCCCUCUCUGCCUGCCUUCCCCCCUCUCCUCCUCCUCCUCCUCCUCCUCCUCCUCCCUCUGUCCUGCGGGAGGACCGGCUGCGCACUGUGCGCACUUGGCGACCCGGGUUUGUUGUCGUUACCAGGACAGGAGCGCACAGCGACGGCGGCACCACCCGCUGCCCCAUUGAACCGGGCUGCCACCCUCAACGGAGCCACUUGCAUGGAUGAGCCAUGGCCACGUUUGUCUGCAGGGUUCAGUUUUUAGAUGAUACCGAUCCGUUCAACAGCACUAACUUCCCAGAGCCGACCAGACCACCACUGUACACCUUUAGGGAGGACAUCCCCCUCAUCAACCAGUUAGCAGGCGUCCACCGGCUGCUCAAAGCCCCACACAAGCUUGAUGACUGUGCACUCCAGCUCUCACACAAUGGCACCUAUCUGGAUCUGGAGUCCUCUCUGGCCGAGCAAAGGGAUGAACUGGAGGGUUUUCAGCAGGAUGACACAGGGUCCAGAGGGAAGAAGCACAGUGUUAUUUUACGAACCCAGCUGACUGUCCGUGUACACGCCUGCAUCGAAAAAUUGUACAACUCCAAUGGACGCGACUUGAGAAGGGCAUUGUUCUCUUUAAAGCAAAUUUUUCAGGAUGACAAGGACCUGGUCCAUGAGUUUGUGAUGGCGGAGGGUCUGACGUGUCUCAUCAAAGUGGGAGCAGAGGCUGACCAGAACUAUCAGAACUACAUAUUAAGAGCUCUGGGACAGAUCAUGCUGUAUGUGGAUGGGAUGAACGGUGUCAUUGGCCACACUGAGACAAUCCAGUGGCUGUACACACUUGUUGGCUCAAAGUUUCGUCUGGUGGUGAAAACAGCCAUGAAGCUGUUGCUGGUGUUUGUGGAGUACUCCGAGUCCAACGCCCCACUGCUCAUACAGGCCAUAACUAGUGUGGACACCAAGAGAGGUUCUAAGCCAUGGUCCAAUGCUAUGGAGAUUUUGGAUGAGAAAGACGGAGUGGACACAGAGCUUCUGGUCUAUGCGAUGACCCUCCUCAACAAGACACUUGCAGCACUGCCUGACCAGGAUUCAUUCUACGACAUGGUGGACAGCCUAGAAGAACAGGGCAUGGAGACUGUUUCCCAAAGACACCUGGGGAGGAAGGGCACUGAUCUGGACUUAGUCGAGCAGCUCAACAUCUAUGAGAUGACCUUACGGCAUGAAGAUGGUGAUGAUGACAGCAAGCCUCCGCCAAUGGGACGCCGGGACCGUCGUCGAGCCAGCCUCGGGGGCGGAGACAAGAAGCGUGGAUUGGAGAGGAGGCGGAGCCGCAGGGCAUCUCUCGGGCGAUCUGGCCAGGCCUCACCCUGCAGCCCUGCAUCCCCACAGAGAGCAGGCUUCCAUCCUUUUAAUGGACAGAAAACUGAGGAUAUGAGCGAGAGAGAGGAGGAAUGUGAGGAUGGGGUGGAGGAGGAGAUGGAGGAAGAUGAGACUCCAGUGACUGAGUCUGAUUCGGAUGAACAGGAGGGGGCUGAUUCAUUGUCUGGUCAGACCACCCCCAGCCCGGCUAGACCUCUUCCCUCAAUAGUACAUCGAACAACUAUCCAGUCCAUCACCAUCACUUCCAGAGUCCAGGAGACUUUAAAAGAGGAAGAGCAAAGAACUCAAAGCGGACCAGCACCUUCACCUACCAUCAGCUCCCCAUCUACUACCACCCCUUCCUCUCCCGUCUCUUCCCCUCUCAGUCCCCCAGCCCAGCCCUCCCUACUGGCUACGCUACUGGCCAGGAAGAGGUCUGUUGUGACUGUUCCAGCUUCCAAAGACAUCAGCCCACCAUUGCGGGGCAGCAACCGUCCCUCACCUGACCACCUGCCCUACAUGCCUCACUCACCUUUUCACCUGUUCUCCUAUGACCUCGAUGAGGAGCCUUCACCUCCAGCUCCAAUCAAAACCAUUGAUGAAUCACCCAAAACAACGUCUCCCAGGAACGGAGGCCUAACAUCCUACUCCUCUCUGAGCAGCCCGACUACACCCACAAGGCCUGCUCUGGGGGGUCUUUUGUCCUCCUCGUACCGACAACACCAGGAAUCCCUGGCGGCUGAGCGAGAGCGGCGCCGUGUGGAAAGAGAGGAGAGACUGCAAAGGAUAGAAAGAGAAGAGAGGAACAAGCACAGCCGAGACUAUGUGGAUAAAAUGGAAGAGGCCAGGCUUGCACGAGAGGAGAGGUAUAAGAACGUGGAGCGUCUGGCAGCGGAGGAGUAUGAGAGGGAUCGCGUCCGGACAUCGAAAACUCGCCCUGACCUUGACCUGACCUUUGAACCCUCAGAUGCCUGGCCCUCGUCAUCACGUAGCAGCACACCGUCGUCUUUUGCCUCCCAGGAGGAUGCAGAUGCUGACCUUGAAGCUGAGACGCCCGCCACCUCCUAUGCACCCUCUGAGACUGGAGAGGCUGAUGACUCUAGUGCCAGUGUAGAAGCAGAGGAAAAGGAGACGGAGGCCACUGCCGAAGAGGAGGAAGAGCAGAAGGAGGAAAAAGAGGAGGAAGCACAAGAAGAAGAGGAAGAAGAAGAAGAAGAAGCAGCAGCUGUUGCAGAAAAGGAGGAAGCAGAGGAGGAGUGUGAGCAGGAACCAGAGAAGGAGAGGGAGGAGCCGGAGGAGGACAGUGGCAUCUUGAGCGACAAGGAACGGCAAAAUGAGGAGGUGAAUGAGAAGGACAACUGUUCAGCCUCCAGCAUCUCCUCUGCCAGCAGCACUUUAGAGAGAGAGGAGAGGGGCAGCAAUGAGAAUGGCUUUAAGGAGGCAGAGGUGAACGAGCCGUGCAACAAACUCCUCAAUAGCAAACUCUUCAUGCUGGAUAUGUUGUACUCCCAAAACAAGAAACCCAGUGAUGAGGAGGAAGAAGAGGACGAUGCUGACAAGGAGAAAGAGAAAGGAGAGGGGGAGGACAAAGAGAGCCAGGGGGAGGCUGACGGGCAGCUGGGCGACGCUCAGGAGAACAACAACAGGGAGGACAAAUCCGACCACCGCGGGAGCAUUCGUCAAUUCGCUGAGCGCUUUGGGGAUUUGGUCAAAGACCUCUCUUCACCUCAUGGUCACUUAGAGGGCCCGGUGAACGAGCCUCCUCCACCCCCGCCCCCACCCAAAAAGGAAUCGGACACAAUCUGGGACCAGCUCCUGGCCAGCCCUCGGGAGCUUCGCAUCGGUGACAUCAACUUCACCGACCUGACGGAGGACGAUGACAAGGACAUUCUUGAUGCUGUUCUAAUGGGAGGGUGCAGCGACCUCCCACCCCCACCACCUCCUCCACCUUUCAUCCCCCGCUUCCCUCCGCCCCCACCUAUGCUAGGCGUCUGCCCCCCACCCCCUCCGCUGAUUGGGAUUGUGAGGCCACCACCACCACCUUUAUUUAGUGCACCAGCUCCAGCACCUCCUCCCCAAGAACCGCCUCUGUUCAACAAGAAGAAGAAGACAAUCAGGCUCUUCUGGAGUGAAGUGCGACCGACAGACUCUCAGUACAGGGACUACAAGCGAAGUGGAGACUCGUUGUGGUCCAAACUGGAAACAGUAAAGUUGGACACAGCCAAACUGGAACACCUGUUUGAGACAAAGUCAAAGGAAAUGCCAGUUACAAAGAAAACAGCAGCGGAUGGAAAGCGUCAAGAGAUAAUCGUCCUUGAUUCAAAGAGGAGCAACGCCAUCAACAUAGGCAUGACGGUCUUGCCUCCUCCUCGCACUAUCAAGACGGCCAUUCUUAACUUUGAUGAAUAUGCGCUCAACAAAGAAGGAAUAGAGAAAAUCCUGACGAUGAUCCCCACAGAAGAGGAGAAGCAGAAGAUCCAGGAGGCUCAACUGGCCAACCCUGACGUCCCCCUGGGUUCAGCAGAGCAGUUCCUCCUCACACUGUCCUCCAUCAGCGAGCUCUCUGCCAGACUUCAGCUCUGGGCCUUUAAAAUGGACUACGAGGCAACAGAAAAGGAAGUAGCAGAACCGCUGCAGGAUCUAAAGGAGGGUAUGGAACAGCUGGAGAAAAACAAAACUCUGCGCUACAUCCUGUCUACGCUGCUGUCUAUCGGAAACUUCCUCAAUGGAACCAAUGCUAAGGGCUUUGAGCUGACUUACUUAGAGAAGGUUCCAGAAGUGAAGGACACGGUUCAUAAACAGUCUCUGCUGCAUCACGCCUGCUCUGUGGUGGUGGAGAACUUCCCUCAGAGCACCGACCUCUACUCUGAGAUUGGAGCGAUCACGCGAUCUGCCAAAGUGGAUUUUGAUCAGCUGCAGGAGAACCUGUGUCAGAUGGAACGGCGUUGCAAAGCAUCAUGGGACCACCUGAAAGUGAUUGCCAAGCACGAGAUGAAGCCUCAGCUAAAGCAGAAGAUGUCUGAUUUCCUUAAAGACUGUGCAGAGAGGAUAAUCAUCCUCAAGAUAGUUCACCGCAGGAUCAUCAACAGGUUCCAUUCCUUCCUGUUGUACCUUGGUCAUCCUCCUUACAGUGUCAGAGAGAUCAGCGUCCACCGCUUCAGUAAAAUCCUCAGUGAGUUUGCUCUAGAGUACCGAACUACCCGUGACCGCGUCCUGCAGCAGAAACAGAAAAGGGCCGACCACCGUGAACGCAACAAGACCAGAGGCAAAAUGAUCAUGGAUGUCAACGCUCCUUCUGAUGAUGAAGAGGAGAGUGAGUCCGGCCGCUAUGGCUCAGGCAGCAACAACAGCGGCCCCAGUGGCAGCCAGCAGGAAAGCGAGCAGCCUCAGGGUCUGGGCCACGCUGAAGACGCUGUAGAGCACGAGCACAUGAAGGCGGUGCUGAGAACCAGCCUCACAGGAGGAGACAAGGAGGCCAGUGGUGUACCAGGACUCCGCACACGGACACGAUCACGGCCCGGACGGGGAGGCCGCACCGCACAGACAUGGACACCAGCUGUGGAGGAUGCACAGAUCUGUGGAGAAGAUGCUGCAGAUGAGAUCAUGGAGCGUAUAGUCAGAUCAGCCACUCAGGGUCCAGGAACCAGAGCCCAGCCCAGAGAGAGGAGGAGGUCCAGAGCCAACCGCAAAUCACUGAGGCGGACUCUGAAAAACGGUUUGACCCCAGAAGAAGCACUUGCUUUAGGAUUAGCCGAUUCUCCAGACGGACAGAUGUGACCGUCCACCCUUCUGCCCGUCCACACAGAUUAAUCGCCACGUCUUUAACGUUUUGUCGUCCGUCAGUCUCAGUCCCUCUUAGGUUGUUACCAGCUGCUAAUUUUGCCUGAUGUGUCUGAGUGACGAAGCUGCAGCCAUGAUAGUGUCUUUAAGAAAAACGGAAGUCAAAGAAAAGGAACAGAACCAGAAUGUCAGAUACGGACUGAUGAACGAAAUUGGGUGAUACAGCCUCUGCACUAAUUGGAAUCAUGUUAUUUAUCGAAAUGUAUUUUAAGCACAUUAUUAGAACAAAGGGAUCUUUUCUGUUUGUCGACGUCACCAUUUAUUUGAGCUGUGAAUCUUGACUGUAAAGAUUAACAGGAGGUGUUUAGGAAAGAGUUUUAAAGAAUCCCAAAUGUCAAAACUAACAACGAGGCAAAUCAUCCUUUGUGAAAAUGUAAAUGUUUGCUUCUGCAGCUGCACAUUUGACAAGUGACAAACGUACAUGUGUUUUGUAGGAACGUGAAAGGUUUUCAGUCUGAUGAGUGCCUUUCAUUUUAAAGGGACAGCGCUGUACCUUUUCGCCAUCUCUAGUGUUUCAUUCACCUCCUACUUCACAGGUGUCUCAAAUGUCACAUUCACAGGUGUAGUUAUAUCCCACUGAAACUGUAUGCACCAUGGACACAGUUUUUACUCUGGCUAAAUGUUCUCAGUAUUUAUUUGCAAAGCUCAGAUAGUCCUUUUGUCAUCAAAAGACAUUUUGCACCUUACACUUUCUCUCAAUUUUUGUCAUGGUGAAAUAAGUGACUGAUGAAUAUUCAAGGAAAAGGAACACAGUUUUUAUCUCAGAGGAACUGUCUGUAAAGUGUAAAAAGAAAACAAAGAUUAGGACUUUUUUUUAAAAAGAAUUUAAUCUAUUUUGAAGGACAUGCAGAGACUCCUGCAUUAAAUGUGUAAAUGCCCUUGAUAGCUGCGAAGUACUAUAUACCGUAGUACUACAGUGUGCAUGUGUAGUGCGGUUCAUGUUCUGUAUUAUUUUUGUAAUUUCUGUAGAAACUUGUAUUAUAGUCUGGUGUGAAAAGAGGCUAUUCUGUGAAUUGUAUUUAAAAUGAAUAGAAAGACGUCAGCUGAGGAUUCAACAUGUUGCUCAAAGGGGGCGGCGGUUUAUGAGCUGGAUUUGUAACAGACUCAGCGGUCGCAUUGAACUUCAUGAACUUGAACAAGUUGUGGGACAGUUUGGAUAAUAUCUCAUAUAAAAUGCCGGCCUCGCUCACGCUUCAGUGAGCUGAUCAUGCAGCCAGGGUUGCAUACACUUUCACUUGAAAUGCUGUGUAUACACAUUCUGCAAUAAAAAUACAGAAACCAGUGA